CGAAGAAAACAGGGGAGAUGACAACUGAGGCCGCAAAGGAAAUCGUUGAGAAGAUUGAUAUUGUUCAAUCUAUACCUUCCAGCUUUCCUAUAUCUUCCCUAGAGUUGUUCAGUGUCCUUGAUGACGCUAGUGAAAAAAACAUGUUUAUGUGGGAUAGCAGAAUCAAUGCAAAGAUAUGUAUUUGAUGGAGAGGAUGGAAAAAUCGGUCUUGAACCAAAAAACCUAGUUUCUAGCACAAGUUUCUUGCUAGAACAGAAAUUGCUGAAGGGAUGGCUUGUUGACAAGGAUGCGGAAGCACUAAGGUGCCAGAAGCAAUUGGAGGAGGAGGAAGAAGCUGCUCAGAAAAGACAAGCUGAGAUUUUGGAGAGGAAACGCCAGAAGAAGCUUAGACAAAAAGAGCAGAAAGCUAGGGAACAAAGACACAAAACUGAGGCAGAAAUUAAAGGCAAUAUUGACAGUACUGUAAAGGCAUUAUUACUAGCAGAAGCAUCUUUGGCUUUAUCACUGGUAGAAGCAUCUUUAGAUACAUACAAUUUUGAAGCUCAUAAUCCAAAUACAUUUUCUGAUAGCUCAGCUUCACCUGUACCUUCCCAAUGUGCUGACACCAAUGAAGUAAUAAAUGGAUAUAUUCAUUAGAGUCUGAAACUGCCACUGAUCAAAAUGUUGAGAGACGGUCUGCACAUGGACAGAAACAUCAACGCCAAGCAGUUGCCAGACAACAGGGGCUGCCAAAAUCACAAUGGACUAUAGCCAAUGGUUUGCAUACAAACCAGAAUUCUCCAGUGUCAAAACUUGAAAUCAAUCAGAAAUAUGGAACCCGCUGUGAUCAAAAGGCAUCUGCUAUAGUUAAUGGUAGCAAAGUAUGGACUCGAAAGUCUAAAAUAGAAAUUGACAAGGUGGUUUUAAAAACCAUACAAGAGAAUAAACCAGACCAAAUUAAGAAUCAAGAAUUUUUAAUAGGAUCUAUAUCUGUUAAUCUUAGCAAUUGCAGCCAAUCAGAGGGUAAUAUGGUGGCUUCUCAAAAGGACUGCAUGGUCGAGAAUGUGGGAAAGCAGAAUAUUUCUCGGGAUAAACCAAUGAAAACCGAUGUUGCUAUGGGUGGCAACAAUCGCUCAACAGUCAAGCUUUGGAGGCCAGUUAGCCGGCUUGAAACUAAAGAUCCACUUCCAGUUCAAAGUGGUGGGAUAGAAGUUGAUGCAGUUCAUGGAAAUGGUCAAAACUUGUCAGGUCCAAGUUCUUUAAGGGUGUCUACUGCUGAUGGUGGUGAUAUUGGUUUUGCAAAGUAUUUCUCCCAUACAGAGGGUAAAGCAGAUUCAGGAAGCUUACUGUUCGACAUUCAAGCUGCAAAAGCUUUCCUUGCACAAAGUAAGCUUUGUCACUUCAUGCCUUUGCUGAUAAUGUGAUCAAAUGCUUGGCUUGGUCUUCAAUUAAUAUUUUCCUAAUCAAAACUAUAUGGAAGGAAGCUAUCUCGUUAGAACAUGUGACAUUGGUUAUUUGCCCCGAUUCAGAACCUCCUGGGUGUGAGGAGAUGCGGGAUUUGAAAACAGCAGCAUAUCAAUCUUCUGCAGUGGAUAGUUGCAACAUUGUGGCUAAUGCAGAUAAAAGAUUGCCUGCAACCUCCAGAGUUGUGAAAUCCAAACCCAGAUCGAAGAAGUCUGAAAAGGGGACCAAGAUAAAGUAUAUUCCCAAACAGAAGACAAAUACCUAAUGUGAGAGAAUAAAUUGUAGUAGUUAGUUAUACAGAUAUACAGAGUUUGACUUUGUUGCAAAUUUAUAUGUUAGCAGAGGUCCAAGUUUUACCAGGAUGGUCUUCUGUCAAAAUGUUGAAAGUAAGUUUUGCCGGAAAAUCUUUACAUUCCACCCUUCCUCUGAAAGAUUUCAUAUGGGAUUUUGGCUAGUUAGUUUCUUUUUACUUGUUGAAUUAUUAGCUUUUUUUUGUUGUAAUAAACUUGUUUAAUUUCAGUACAGGUUGACUUUUUUA
This is a messenger RNA of Glycine soja, 1981 nucleotides long. RefSeq names its product A-kinase anchor protein 17A-like. The record is from RefSeq and is a predicted model, not a curated record. Lineage: Eukaryota; Viridiplantae; Streptophyta; Magnoliopsida; Fabales; Fabaceae. Bases 121 to 636 code for a protein of 171 amino acids. The transcript has 4 exons.